This is a messenger RNA of Gilbertella persicaria, 994 nucleotides long. Its product is annotated as peptidyl-prolyl cis-trans isomerase-like 1. The transcript is spliced from 9 exons. Bases 163 to 600 code for a protein of 145 amino acids. The record is from RefSeq and is a predicted model, not a curated record. Gene Ontology annotation, biological process: protein folding; protein peptidyl-prolyl isomerization. Gene Ontology annotation, cellular component: catalytic step 2 spliceosome. Gene Ontology annotation, molecular function: peptidyl-prolyl cis-trans isomerase activity. Lineage: Eukaryota; Fungi; Mucoromycota; Mucoromycetes; Mucorales; Choanephoraceae.
CUAUACUUCAACAAGUCUUUUGAGGCUAAAAAGAACUAAAUUAAGAUAGAACAAACUAUUGUUUUUGCUUUCAUGAAAAAUCACGACAUGUCAAAUUUCGGUGGUAUUUAGUGCUUUUUUUUUUUAGAAGCGCAAAUUAUAUUUUCCUUCGUUCUUUACAUCAUGUCUAGUCAUCAAUCUGUCAUUCUUGACACUUCUAUGGGUCCCAUUCAUAUUGAACUUUAUUGGGAUCAUGCACCAAAAACCUGUAAAAACUUUUAUGAACUUGCUAAACGAGGAUAUUAUGAUGGUGUGAGCUUUCAUCGUAUUAUUGCUGAUUUCAUGAUUCAAGGUGGUGAUCCUACAGGCACUGGUCGUGGUGGUACUUCUAUCUAUGGUGAAAAAUUUGAAGAUGAAAUCCAUCCUGAACUCAAACAUACAGGUGCUGGUAUUCUCAGUAUGGCCAAUGCUGGUCCUAAUACAAAUGGCUCACAAUUUUUUAUCACGUUGGCACCUACACCUUGGUUGGAUGGUAAGCAUACUAUUUUCGGUAGAGUGAGUGAUGGUAUGAACAUUGUCAAAAGAAUGGGUCUUGUUAGAACAGAUGCUUCAGAUCGGUAAAGAGAAGUUAUAAUUUUAUUUAUUUAUUGAUACUAAUCAUGAUCAAACAAUAGCCCUAAGGAUACAGUUCGUAUUGAGAAAUGUCGUUUUGAAUAAAGAAUUAAACAAUGGGUUCAUAUCUUGCAUUGUGUUCAUUACGUUCACUAAAGAGGAAAUAAAGAAUCAAUCCAACAACAGGGAAAAAGAAGACUAAAAGAGACCAGCCUAAUUUGCCAGAAAUAGUUCGAUUUGAGUUCAUGACUUCAAAUAUCACAAUCAAGUCAAGAAUAAGGAUUAAAAGGCCUACAAAGCCUCCACUAUAACCAAGUACUGUAUCAUACAUAUCGGAAUAAGCAAAGAAAACGAAAAGCGAAAGAGAGUGAGAAAAUUACUUAUUAUUUACCCACAAAAAAAA